AUGCUCGCCCGUGUCAGCACCGUCGCCAUUGUCCUGGCCUUCGUGGCCCAAAUCUUUGCGGCUCCCGUGGCUCAACCCGCCAACUUUGAGACCGAUCCCAUGCUUCAAGUAGGCCAGAAGGCUGACUCUUCGUAUGCCGAGGGCGCUAAGAGGGCUAACUUCGAGGCGGGUCCACUGCUUGGAGCUUCUGCCUAUGCUAAGACCAACUGA
This is a messenger RNA of Annulohypoxylon maeteangense, 210 nucleotides long. RefSeq lists its product as uncharacterized. The coding region runs from base 1 to 210 and encodes 69 amino acids. The record is from RefSeq and is a predicted model, not a curated record. The transcript is spliced from 2 exons. Lineage: Eukaryota; Fungi; Ascomycota; Sordariomycetes; Xylariales; Hypoxylaceae.